UACGAAAGGAACAUUUUACUUUGCAGUACCACAAUGGCGUCCAGUGCAAAGCCUUCUUCUGUUGCUAAUUCUGGAGCUUCUGUUGGAGGAAAAUCCAUUGCAGCCAAUUUAUUGGAUGUAGCAAUUGGGAGAUUUCAAUGGCCCCAGGGAGCUCUACUAUAUUUUCUUCCUCCUGAAAGAGAGCUAUUACCAGACAGAGCUAUAAGAUUGUCAUUCCAAGCUUAUCUCAAAUUUUCUGGUCUUGCCUAUGAAGAUGUAUGUGCACUAAAUGCGGACUACAUGUCACCAUCUGGUCAGUCACCAUUUCUUGUUCUUCAGUUCGGUACAAGGCCAAUCAUAUUCUCCAAUUUCUUUCAAUUGGUUUCCUUUAUUGAAGCACAAAAACUUGGUUUAGGACAAGAUUUGGAUAAAAAAGAGAAAUCAGAGCACGAGGCAUACAUUUCACUAAUCAAAAUGUCACUGCUAUCAGCAAUGGAAUAUGAUGCGUGGAUAUCAAAGGCAUCAAGACAAGAGACACUCUCUAGUUAUUCUCAUGGUUUACCAUGGCCUCUGAAGCACCUAGUUCCUUAUUCACAAUAUUACAAGUACAGGUGGAACCACUGGGGACUGUACAAGAGAGAUGAGGCCAGUGUCCUUAGUGAGUUUAAUGAUGCUUGUAAUGCACUCUCUGUUCAUCUGGGAGGAUCAAGAUCUUUCUACCAAUCAGGGCCAACAGCUUUAGAUGCCUUGAUGUGUGGAUGUGUAGAAGCCAUCUUGAAUUCUUCAAGCCAGAAACUAAAGAGUAUUUUGAGUUCUUAUGAUAAUUUGGUUGAUUUCUGUCACUCGUCUGUCCUCUCUCAGCGUAAAGGACUUCAGUUCAUUAGUUCACCAUCAACUGCUAAUCUUUCUAGCAACCAAUGACAUGUUUUGUAACUAUUAGAGCAGUAUCAUUAUUAAUUAUUGUGCAGCAAUUGUGUUUUCAACUUUUCAUAGCCAUGCACAUAUUCAAGUACUAUGUUUAUGAUAAUAAAAA
Messenger RNA from Amphimedon queenslandica, 1012 nucleotides. RefSeq names its product metaxin-2-like. Lineage: Eukaryota; Metazoa; Porifera; Demospongiae; Haplosclerida; Niphatidae. Gene Ontology annotation, cellular component: SAM complex; cytoplasm. The transcript is spliced from 9 exons. The record is from RefSeq and is a predicted model, not a curated record. Gene Ontology annotation, biological process: mitochondrion organization. Bases 34 to 900 code for a protein of 288 amino acids.